Molecule: messenger RNA, 1143 nt
Organism: Triticum dicoccoides
Lineage: Eukaryota; Viridiplantae; Streptophyta; Magnoliopsida; Poales; Poaceae
Product: peroxisomal acyl-coenzyme A oxidase 1-like
Exons: 6
Coding region: 1-834 (277 amino acids)
Biological process (GO): long-chain fatty acid metabolic process; lipid homeostasis; fatty acid beta-oxidation using acyl-CoA oxidase
Cellular component (GO): peroxisome
Molecular function (GO): FAD binding; fatty acid binding; acyl-CoA oxidase activity
Source: RefSeq, a predicted model, not a curated record
AUGCAGGACGCGAUUGAAGAGUGCCGAAAGCUCUGUGGCGGACAUGGUUACCUGAAUAGCAGUGGGCUUCCAGAACUGUUUGCAGUCUAUGUUCCUGCCUGCACCUAUGAAGGAGACAAUGUCGUUUUGCUCUUGCAGGUUGCAAGGUUUUUGAUGAAGACCGUUGCUCAGGUGGCCACUGGGAAGCAACCUGUCGGCACCAUAGCUUACAUGGGCAACAUACAACACUUGAUGCAAUGCAAAAGCGCUGUAAAUACAGCUGAAGACUGGCUCAAUCCUGCUGCCAUAAAGGAGGUGUUUGAAGCUAGGGCCCUGAGGAUGGCGGUGAACUGUGCCCAGAACAUCAGCAAGGCGCCAAGCCAAGAAGAAGGUUUCUCCGAGCUGUCCCCCGACUUGCUUGAGGCUGCUGUGGCUCACGUCCAGCUGAUCAUUGUGACCAAGUUCAUCGAGAAGCUGCAGGAGGACAUCCCUGGCCCCGGGGUGAAGGAGCAGCUGCAGAACCUGUGCAGCAUCUACGCGCUCCACCUGCUCCACAAGCACCUGGGCGACUUCCUGUCGACGGGGUGCGUCACAGCCAGGCAGGGCGCGCUGGCCAACGAGCUGCUCGGGAAGCUGUACGCGCAGGUGCGGCCUAACGCGGUGGCGCUGGUGGACGCGUUCGACUACACGGACCACUACCUGGGGUCGGUGCUGGGGCGGUACGACGGGGACGUGUACCCGGCGCUGUACGAGGAGGCGUGGAAGGACCCGCUGAACGAGACGGUGGUUCCCGACGGGUACCAGGAGCACCUCCGGCCGCUGCUCAAGCAGCAGCUCAAGCUCUCCAGGCUAUGAUACGCGUUGGACUGUGGAUGUGAAGCAGUAAUAAUUAUCACAAGGAAAGAGGCGAUUGGUUAUUGUUGAAUUGGCAAGGCCGGCAAGAGGGACACACAGACAGACGCUGUUGUUAGUAGAAAUAAAAGGAUCGUGCUCCCUCCUGGGUAAUUAGUACGGUUGCUGUGGUUGUCAUUUUGGUUAAUGCAUGUUUAGCCGGUGCCAGUAUUAUUGAGAUACUUAUCAGUAGCAAGUGUGUGGAUGGAUUCUUUUCUAGAAUGUACAAGGAGGAAAAUGGGGAGAAUAAUGGAUGAAAUGGUUUAUCUUAAA